GCGGUAAAUCUGAGAGUUGCCGACACUUUCAUUGAUUCAUCACCCCAUCUUUUUGUUGAUUCUCGUUCCUCAUACAAAACCCACUUUUUUAAACAUUUUUAGCUUGUUAGUUUUAAUCCCAGGUCGUUGUUUUUAAUCAAUGUAAGCUUAAUCGUCACCAUGUCACCUACCCUUCAAUUAUUAAAUUCUUUAUUUAUUAGUUGAAGAAGUAGGUUCUUGAUCUUUUGGCGCUACUUACAUCUUUUUCAAAAAGAUGAUCAUGUGCGUGCUUGAAUUACAUAUCUAUACAAAUCUUAGGUGAAUUUGUGGAGCAUUUAAUUUGUCUGCUGGUUGGAUUCUGUAAAAUUUGUUGAAAGAAAGAAAAAAAUUGGCAAAUUUGGAUGGUUUGAAUCUGGAAUUAGGAGAAUGACAGUUGAGGAUGUUAUCAACAAAAAUGUUUUGGUUGGUAUUCGAUUCGAUGGACAUACCAAGGAGCUUCUUGAUUGGGCUCUUGUGAAAGUUGCUGAUCCUGGAGACCGCGUCAUUGCACUUCAUGUCUGUCGAAAUUCGGCACCACAUUCAAGUUUGAAGGAGGAUUUGGAUGGUAUUCUUGACGAGUAUGAUGGACUAUGCUUAAAAAGGAAGAUAGAUCUUACUGGAGAAGUCUUGAAAGGGUCUUCUAUUCGAAAAGUCAUAGUGAGAGAAGCGAAAAGUCGAGCAGCCAUGGCUGUAAUUGUGGGGAUUAGUAAACCUCACACUAUUGGGGGUUGGGCUUCUCUUGCUAAAUACUGUGCAAAGAACCUGCCUAUCACUACUGAAGUCCUGGCCUUCCAUAAAGGGAAGGUUGUCUUUAGAAGGUCUGCCACUGAUGACUCACCGAGUUUUCUAAGAGACCCUAAGCCAAGUAUCUGUUUGAUUAAAACCCCCACCUCAAGAGAUGGGCAAUCUGAGUUUGGUGACUCUGAGUUAUCAGAAAUAGGAAGGAACAGUCAUGAGGGGAUUUUGAGUUGUGAAGAUGGAUGGCGAGAGUCGAAAUAUGAAGACUUGGGAUCUUUUGAAAGACAUAGAAAAUCUCUGAGUGCACUCUCAACCUCCUCGGACUUUGUUCAGCAGAGGCCUGGUUGGCCUUUACUUCAAGCAGCUAGUAUAUCAAGUCCGCCAAUUCAUGAAGCCAGGAAAAUGUCUGUGGUCAGCUGGGUUAUGAGCCUACCCAACAGGUCUUCCUCGCCAGGAACACCAGGAUCCAACUCAAGUUUGGAUUCAGUCAAGACAGAGUUUUUCCUAGGAAGAGAGAGCAGCAACCUAGGGAACAGUGGUGACUAUGAUGAUAGUUCAAAGGGAAGUUGUGAGAUACCAGAAGCUCUCGAGCUUCUCAAAACAAACUCAUCUAGUAGCAAGUGGUUCAGUUAUGAUGUUCUGAAAUCCUCCACUUGUCAAUUCUCUUCAGGACAUAUUAUUGGAAAAGGCGGGUGUAAUUCUGUGUAUAAGGGUAUUCUUUCGGAUGGCAAAGCGAUAGCUGUGAAGAUUUCUAAGUCUUCUAGAGAAGCAUGGGAGGAUUUCUCUCAAGAGGUUGAUAUAAUGACCUCUCUGAAUCAUAAAAACAUAACGCCUCUACUUGGUGUUUGUGUGGAAGAAAAGAAUUUAUAUUCCGUGUAUGAUUAUAUGGCCGGAGGAGAUUUAGAGGAAAAUCUUAACAACAAGAACAAAGUUUUAUCAUGGGACACAAGGCUUGAAAUAGCUCUUGGUAUAGCUGAAGGUUUAAACUACCUGCAUAAUGAGUGUUCUCAACCUGUCAUCCAUAGAGAUGUCAAAUCUUCAAACAUUCUGCUCACCAAAGAUUAUAAACCGAUGAUAUCUGAUUUUGGGCUUGCGAUAUGGGCACCUACAAAUUCAACAUUCAUCACUCAUACUGAUGUAGUAGGAACAUUCGGCUAUCUGGCGCCAGAAUAUUUUAUGUAUGGGAAAGUCAGUGACAAGGUUGAUGUGUAUUCUUUCGGUGUGGUUCUUCUUGAAUUGUUAUCUGGGAAGAAGGCAAUUGGUUUCGAGUCACCAAAGGGUCAAGAAAGCUUGGUGAUGUGGGCAAAAGAAAAAUUGGAGAGUGGAGAUCUAAUCAGCGUAUUGGACCAAAAUUUAGAAAAUAAUGUUGACAAGGAUCAAAUCCAGAGGUUAGCACUUGCUGCAAUUCUCUGUCUCAGAAGAUCAGCACGAAUUCGUCCUAAAAUGAGCCAGAUUCUGAAGAUCUUAAGAGGGGAGAAAGAUGUAGAAUAUAGAUCUGAAGAUCAAAAUUAUUGUGAUGAUCAAAUGAAUAACGAUGAUGAAGUUUAUCCAGAGUCAAGUGUGGAGUCGCAUAUAAGUCUUGCAUUACUUGAUGUCGAUGAAGACUCAGUAUCCUUGAGCAGCACGGGACAAAGUAGCAGCCGUUCACUGGAAGCAUACUUGAAAGGAAGAUGGAGUAGAUCAUUAAGCUUAGACUAGUGCUCUAGUAACUUUUAUUUCUUAAUAUUAACUUCCGCUAAUUCUGCAGUUAUAUUAGCCUGCUGAAUUUGUAACUUGAUCAUGUACAUAUUAGGUUCAAAUGCACCCUGGAACACUGGUGUGCUUUAGCGAAGUAGAAAGUAAACUUUUUGUGGCAAUGUGUGUUAACAAAUGCCACCAAAUAAAUGCAGCUGUUUUUAUUUCGAGAUAAAUAGAACCAUAAUAUUUGAUA
Daucus carota subsp. sativus is the source of this 2686-nucleotide messenger RNA. RefSeq names its product protein kinase STUNTED. The record is from RefSeq and is a predicted model, not a curated record. Lineage: Eukaryota; Viridiplantae; Streptophyta; Magnoliopsida; Apiales; Apiaceae. Gene Ontology annotation, biological process: protein phosphorylation. The transcript is spliced from 9 exons. Bases 406 to 2454 code for a protein of 682 amino acids. Gene Ontology annotation, molecular function: ATP binding; protein kinase activity.